This is a messenger RNA of Marchantia polymorpha subsp. ruderalis, 2253 nucleotides long. Lineage: Eukaryota; Viridiplantae; Streptophyta; Marchantiopsida; Marchantiales; Marchantiaceae. The record is from the annotation of a GenBank genome assembly.
GCUUCGGUGCGCUGACUGCGUCUCCUGCAGCUGCCCUGGAGCGAUCGCAAGACCAGGGACGAGAACAAUCGCAAGGAGGCGAUGCCGAGUAAUAAUGUAAAUGAUGUAGGCGAGUAAAAGAGAGGACGAGGAGGUGGGAGGGUGUCGAUUCUCUUCUGCGCUCUCGAUUCUGGUCUCGCUUUUGCGCGAGGCCUGGAGAGCGUGAGAGAGAGAUCGAAACUCGUUCGAACUCGUUCUUCUUCGUGCUAGAGAUUUAAGCUCGUCGUGUGUGAGAACCGUGAAAUCCAGAAUGCGUCGAUAGUGAGUGAACGAGCUAGCUAGCUUGCUAGUGAGUGGGUACCCGCCGCUCUGGCUGCAGCCGUCCUGCGCUGAAGGCAAGAGGAUUCCUUUUUCUGCAAGCGCUAGCAGCUGUGUCUUUCUUUCUGCUGGAGGCGGCAGAGCUUGCUCGCUCGCUUGCUCGCUCGGAGAAUGUUUGUGACAAACAAAACGAAAAAGAUCCUGCCAAUUGGGGCGAAUUGGAGAAAUCGCGUCGGUCGGUUGUGCAGUGCUGGGCAUGAAGUAGACGGUUGUGGCAGAAGCGAAUGACGUAGCGGUUGCUGCAAUCGCGGCCUUCUUACCGACUGUUGGACCUUCUUGAACCCGGGCUUCGAGAAGAAAUCGAACAUCGUCGAGAGCAAACGGCCUCCUGAGGCACCAGCGCGUUGGCAUCAGCGUCGAGCCGGCUCUACAGAAUCGGAUUCGACGGGCUGAGCGGCAUUCGGCUUUUCCUUCUCGCCAUUCUCUGACUGCCUCGACUGGGUGGCCAAGAUGGGGCAAAUUAGCGCUAGCGGCGAUGACAAUGUGGUGAGCUUGUUGGGAAUCAAUCUGAGCAGUAAGCCGAGGUGGUUGCAGCUUCUUAUUUGCGGUGGUGGAUUCUUCUUUGGCUACAUGGUUAAUGGUGUGUGCGAGGAGUACGUCUACAACAGACUUCACUUUAGCUAUGGUUGGUACUUCACGUUCGUUCAAGGGUUCGUUUAUUUGGCCCUCAUUAUGGCACAGGGUUUCAAGCUCAAGCACAUCCAGAAUCCGUGGAACACCUACAUCAAGCUGUCUGCCGUCUUGAUGGGUUCCCACGGGCUCACCAAAGGAUCUCUUAUGUGGCUCAACUACCCUGCGCAAAUCAUGUUCAAGUCUACCAAGGUCCUACCUGUAAUGAUUAUGGGAGCCUUCAUUCCAGGUCUUCGGCGGAAGUACCCUUUUCAUGAGUACGUUUCAGCGGUAAUGCUUGUGGUCGGUCUGGUGAUCUUCACAUUAGCAGAUGCGAACACGUCACCCAACUUCAAUGUUAUGGGAGUAAUUAUGGUGUGUGGUGCUCUUAUCCUGGAUGCCUUCUUGGGAAAUCUGCAAGAGGCAAUUUUCACCAUGAAUCCUGCGACUUCACAGAUGGAAAUGUUAUUCUGCUCUACUGUCGUAGGUCUGCCCUUCCUUAUUCCUCCUAUGAUUCUCACGGGAGAAAUAUUCAGGGCUUGGACCAAUUGUUCACAACACUUGUACAUCUAUGCUGUACUUGUAUUCGAAGCCUGCGCAACAUUUAUAGGACAACUGUCUGUACUAUCUUUAAUCACCUUGUUCGGUGCUGCCACAACCGCCAUGGUCACAACUGCGAGGAAGGCCUUCACAUUGUUACUGUCAUAUAUCAUUUUCACAAAGCCUUUAACCGGGCAACACGGGACUGGGCUAUUACUUAUAAUGAUGGGCAUCGUCCUGAAGAUGAUGCCAGAUCCAUUCCCAAAGACAGGUUAUACACCUAUCUCUAAAGUGGAGAUAGAAAAGUUAGAGAAGGAGAAACCAGAUCACAAAGUUUAAAGAUCUUCAUCCGACGAAGAAACCGAGGGAAGAUCUGAUGUUCACAUUCUUUAUUUCGGUUAGGGAAUAGAGCCCUUUGAUUGCCAUACGAAACAACCGAGAAAUCAUUGAAUAAGCUUGCAGUAGGAAACAAUACGCAGGGGUUAUUGACAAUCAAUUACUCCCAAGAGAAUAGGGUCUACUACGUCGAUACCUUGUCCCAUUGGAAAUCUGUAACCCGGAAAAAAUCAUACGGGGAGCAGUAGUUAUGGUGUAAGAAUUCAUAUAGCAUAGCUCCAGUCAUAAGAGUGGAAAUUCGUCCAUUUUUACAACACUGCCCACGGCACGUUACUCACUUACAUCCCAAGGUCUCAAAUCCAAUGGAUAAUUGUACUCAUAUACAUCCAAUGGUUAUUUUACUGAUUACAU